GCCACCCACAACUCCUUCCAACUACUUUCCCAAUCCAGACACCUGACUUCUUCCUCAAGAGUUGCGGUAAACACCUGCAACUGAGCUUACAGAAACAGGAUGAGAAGUAAAGAGCAGAAAUGGCUACCUCCAUGUCUGAAUCCGGCUAAAAGCACCUCUCAGCUAACUAUCCUAUGGGCAACUUCAAGCACCAAUUCACUCCUGAUGAUUGUAACUAAGGAAUAAGCUGGUCUUCUAUCCCACUUGGGCAAAAAUUGUUUACUGACUUGGAGGCUGGUUUUGUAAAACCAGUUACACAAUUGUAUCAGACUGGCUGUUUGAAGAACCUCAAAGAACCAUCACUUCCUCUUGCGAAGACUAUAAAACUUGCUACCAGCAAAAAACAAACAAACCCAAAAGUUCUAAAAGAUGGAUGAAGAUGGAUAUAUGAGUAUAGAUCCAAGUAAGAGAGACCAUCCCUUGCCAGCCAUUAAAGGAAAGAAAGAUCCUCCGAGGAACCUUCUCCUGUGGAAAAUUUUGUUUGGCCUUUCGACUGUAGGAAAUGUGGUCCUGGCUGUGCUUUUGAUUGUUCUCAUUCUUCCAGGUUCACAGAAUGCCGGUCUUCCGAAUCAUCUAUUGAAGCCAAUCCCCAGCUGCGUCAAGAAUUGUAUUCCUUGCGGAUCAGCUAAGGACAGUGUAACAGCGCAUCUGACUCUGGAUCCAAACACAGCUAGUCCCAACCUCUACGUAUCUGCUGAUUUGAAAAGUGUGAGAUGGAAAGGCAUGCAACAGCAUGUGAAUGCCAGUCCUCUGAGAUUCGACGCUAUGUCCUGUGUCAUAAGCCAUCAGAGCUUCAACUCUGGGAAGAUAUGCUGGGUGGUAGAGGUGGUGGAGGGAGGGGAGUGGUGGGGGGUGGGAAUUGUAAGGGAAUCUUCAAAAAGAAACUCGCCGAUUCAUUACGAUAAUAAUGGGGGCUACUGGGGAAUCCAGGGACAUGGGGGACGGUAUGACGCGAUCACCCAUCCCAGAACAAAUUUGACAGUGUGCCAUCCUCCGAAAAGGAUCCGAGUUUCUCUGGAUUAUUCACAAGGCCUCAUAGCAUUCUUUGAUGGCGACACGAAUGCUGAACUCUUCACUUUUCCUAAAGCAAAUUUUGCUAGAGAGAAGGUUCAUGCUUGGUUCUUGAUCGAUAAGUGGAAUGGACAGCUUCGCCUCCAUCCAUGA
Messenger RNA from Notechis scutatus (mainland tiger snake), 1203 nucleotides. RefSeq names its product butyrophilin subfamily 1 member A1-like. Gene Ontology annotation, molecular function: protein binding. The record is from RefSeq and is a predicted model, not a curated record. Lineage: Eukaryota; Metazoa; Chordata; Lepidosauria; Squamata; Elapidae.